GGACACAUCACUCUCAAGCAUUCCCUUGUCUGAAAUUGACUGGCGGCCCGCGUUCCAGCAGUGAUGACGGUCGGUCAAGGCCGAUCAGAACAAAUAUUCGCCAAUCCUCUCUGUCAAAGGAGUGCUGUCCGUGAGGGCGCGGUCCGGAUUCCCAAGGGCGGAGCAACAACAGCGGAGGAGAGGGAUGAGAAAAGCCGAUUAGGAGAAUGGCCGCUGGCUGCUUAUCCCUGAAUGAGUCCCAUUGUCCUUUUGUACAGACCGCGGCCACUUUAGAGUUGUCUUGUCCUCGUUGGGCCCAGGGCUCUAUAAGAGACGGAGAAAGCGUUACAACCCUCCCUCAUUCCUCCUUCUCCUCCCCCUCCUAUCUUUGACUCUUUACACUCUCGGUCCCCCUCACCUGUGCUCUACCAUCCUAACUCAAGAUGGUUCGUCCUUGCUAUCCCGGUGCUCUGCUCACGGUCGGAGUCAUCUUUACCUUUCUCUCCGGUCAAACAUUUGCAGCCAACGUUCCCUCUGGCCAAAAAGACGCCGAGCUCAGGGCUCGCGAGAUCCUUCUCUCCCAGCUCCCUCCAAGCGUGCGAGCCGAUCUCGAGACUCGUGACCCCUCCGAGUACGAGCUGGGCCACGAGGACAUUCUCGCGCGAACAGAGCAGCAGCAGCGCGAUUUCUGGAAGCGCGCACCCCAAGGUCGGCAUCCAGACGGUUCUUCCGGAACCUCCAAUCUCAACCUCAACAGCCAGCCGUGGCGCCAACCCUACAAUCGGCAAGGCUACAUCGGCGGUUACUGGACAGAAUGCCAGGAUGGUCAAAGCGUCGCUGUGACAAUCGACGACGGUCCCAACGAGAACUGGCAGAAAGUCAAGGAAAAAGCUAUCGAUAAAUACAAUGCGCAGGGCGACCUCACUCACUUCACAAACGGCUUCAACUACGUUUGCAUCUAUGAAGACAAUUACAAGGACUGGUGCAGGGGCAUUAUUGAUGCUGGAGGCAUCCUGGGCGGCCACUCGUGGAGCCACGUCGACUUUCUCUACAACCUCACCACAGCACAGGUCGACGAGCAGGUCGGGCUUUUGGAGGAAGCCCUCUACAAACAAAAAUGGGGCUAUGAGAUUGUCCACUGGAGCAAGCAAACAGGGGACGCUGAUGGCGCGAGUAAGACAGAUCAGCUCAAGGUGUGGAGGGGUGUCAAACCUACCGACAUUCUCCUCGUCCAUGAGCAAGCUCUAGAAGGACUCGAGGAGGGCAUGAGGAUCCUUUACGAAGAGCGCAAGAUGAAGAGCGUCCCCAUCGACAAGUGUCUGGGCCUGAAGAGCCCUUACAAGAUCAAGGCGAAGCCCAAAGCUAAAGACAGCACGUGGACAUGCGACGGCAAGCCGAUUCCAGGCAAGGGAUAUGGCAUCCCACCCAACAAUUGA
Messenger RNA from Acaromyces ingoldii, 1415 nucleotides. RefSeq lists its product as hypothetical. Gene Ontology annotation, molecular function: hydrolase activity, acting on carbon-nitrogen (but not peptide) bonds. The transcript is spliced from 9 exons. The record is from RefSeq and is a predicted model, not a curated record. Gene Ontology annotation, biological process: carbohydrate metabolic process. Lineage: Eukaryota; Fungi; Basidiomycota; Exobasidiomycetes; Exobasidiales; Cryptobasidiaceae. Gene Ontology annotation, cellular component: membrane. The coding region runs from base 423 to 1415 and encodes 330 amino acids.